This is a messenger RNA of Panthera uncia (snow leopard), 579 nucleotides long. RefSeq lists its product as uncharacterized. The record is from RefSeq and is a predicted model, not a curated record. The transcript has 2 exons. The annotation marks the transcript as partial. Lineage: Eukaryota; Metazoa; Chordata; Mammalia; Carnivora; Felidae.
CCCCCGGAAGAGCCCCCCGCGGCCCGCGCGCCCCAGUGGGCGUCGGCCGCGGGCAGGAGGGCUGGUCGGCGCGCCGGCGGGAGGGCGCGGGGGGCCCGCGCGGGGCAGCGCCCCAGGGCCGAGACGCGCGCCCCCCCCCCCCCCCCGGCCGAGGGCUGCUGCCUGGACCAUUGCCCGCACCUGUCCGUCUUCGUCUACGCGGCCAUCGCCUUCUCCAUCACCUCCUGCUUCUUCAGCUAGGUGCACCUGCCGCCGUCCCGAGGGCCCGGGCGCGGGCGCGGAGACCACGGGCGCGGCCUUUCGUGUCCGGGACGCGCGCCGCAUCCCCUCCUCUGGCUCCUCACGAGCGCCAGCCGGGCCCCGGAGCUGGGGCUGGACCGGAGCGCAGGACACGGUGAGUGUGGCGGCUGUCGGGUGGCCCGCCGCGUGCUGACCCGGACUGUGCGUCUCUCCUGCCUGAGGCUUUGCUGCGGCCGCCGGCCGGGGCCGAGACCGCCAGCAGGAGAGGCUGUCCUGGCAGGAGGCCACGCUGUCGCCCUGUCGUGGACGGCGUGGGCCCCCGGGGCCUGCACGGGAUGA